Molecule: messenger RNA, 1044 nt
Organism: Helicoverpa armigera (cotton bollworm)
Lineage: Eukaryota; Metazoa; Arthropoda; Insecta; Lepidoptera; Noctuidae
Product: retinol dehydrogenase 11-like
Exons: 1
Coding region: 69-1025 (318 amino acids)
Source: RefSeq, a predicted model, not a curated record
UCUUAUCAGUGCCUUCCUGAGUAUAGGUAAUGAUAUCGAUUUAGUUCAUCAAGGUCUGUUACCUCAACAUGGCGUUUUUAAUAUCAUUUGUAAUUAUUAAUAUAAUUGUGCUUGUUUUAUUGAAAGUGUAUUUCAAACUGACGACGGGCAUAUGUAAAAGUAGUAAACAUUUAGUGGGUAAAGUUGCCAUAGUAACAGGUGGCAAUAAAGGCAUCGGUUACGAGACAUGUAAAGAUUUCGCUGAACGAGGAGCCAGGGUUAUAAUAGCUUGCAGGAGUGAACGGCUGGGCACAGCCGCACGCGACACUAUCGUCUCCGCCACGGGCAAUGAUGAUGUUCACUUCAGACAGCUUGAUCUGUCUUCACUGGCUUCUGUGAGAGCAUUUGCUGAAGGUAUAAUCAAGAAUGAAAAGCGUCUCGACAUACUAGUCAACAAUGCCGGCGUGUAUGAAGUAGAACAUCAAAAAACCGAGGAUGGACUAUCACUAGCUGUACAAACUAAUCAUUUUGGACCAUUUUUAUUGACUAACUUACUCCUGCCACUACUUAAAUCAUCAGCACCAAGUCGGAUUGUCAAUGUGUCGUCGAUAGCUCACAGUGGUGGAAAAGUCGAACUUGAUAACCUCAAUUUAGAAAAGGAAACUAAGGAAACUUACAGUAUGAGUCAAGUGUACCAGAACACCAAGUUGUUCAAUGUAUUGAUGACAGUUGAAUUGGCAAGAAGACUAGAAGGAACGGGAGUCACUGCAAAUAGCUUACACCCGGGAGUAGUAGCAACAGAUAUAUUAUUCAACAUAAAAUCAAUUUGGGUACAACCGAUUAAAUUAAUAUUGAGUGUGUAUAGCAAGAAUCCUUGGGAAGGAGCUCAGACUACAGUACAUCUUGCAGUAUCCCGUGAAGUGGAAGGCGUCAGUGGGAAGUAUUAUUGUGAUUGCCAUGAAGCGAGUGUGAGCAGUCUUGCUCAAGAUAAAGACAUGGCACGCAAACUUUGGGAUGCAUCUGAAAAGUUAGUUGGUCUUAAAUAAAAAAAUAUAGGAACAUUUA